UGAAGUGGCAGCUGAAGAGACUCAGGCGCUCGCCAUGGCAGAUGAAAAGCCUAAGAAAGAAGUCAAGACUAACAACAACGAUCACAUUAAUUUGAAGGUGGCGGGACAGGAUGGUUCUGUGGUGCAGUUUAAGAUUAAGAGGCAUACACCACUUAGUAAACAAAUGAAAGCCUACUGUGAAAAACAGGUGGAAAUGGAGGGUGAAGAUACAAUUGACGUGUUCCAACAGCAGACAGGAGGCGUCUACUAA
Messenger RNA from Nycticebus coucang (slow loris), 250 nucleotides. Its product is annotated as small ubiquitin-related modifier 2-like. The transcript has 2 exons. Lineage: Eukaryota; Metazoa; Chordata; Mammalia; Primates; Lorisidae. Gene Ontology annotation, molecular function: ubiquitin-like protein ligase binding; protein tag activity. The coding region runs from base 35 to 250 and encodes 71 amino acids. Gene Ontology annotation, biological process: protein sumoylation. The record is from RefSeq and is a predicted model, not a curated record. Gene Ontology annotation, cellular component: nucleus.